Clupea harengus (Atlantic herring) is the source of this 2230-nucleotide messenger RNA. RefSeq names its product SLU7 homolog, splicing factor (gene slu7). The coding region runs from base 105 to 1823 and encodes 572 amino acids. The record is from RefSeq and is a predicted model, not a curated record. The transcript has 16 exons. Lineage: Eukaryota; Metazoa; Chordata; Actinopteri; Clupeiformes; Clupeidae. Gene Ontology annotation, cellular component: spliceosomal complex. Gene Ontology annotation, biological process: mRNA splicing, via spliceosome. Gene Ontology annotation, molecular function: pre-mRNA 3'-splice site binding.
UGAUUUCCCCCGCCAUUUUGCUGUCUUCGUACUACUUCCGGAUUAUGCAGGCCAAAGCCUUGUAAACACAGCACUGCGUAUUGUGGACGUGCUGAAUAGAAAUCAUGCAGGAGGAAACGGACACUGUUCAAGAGGGGGUGGUGGGUCAAGAGGGGGUGGUUGGCCUGGAGGAACCCAAGAAAAUGACUCGAGAAGACUGGAGAAAGAAGAAGGAGCUUGAGGAGCAGCGGAAGCUGGGAAAUGCCCCGGCCGAAGUGGAUGAAGAGGGAAAGGACAUCAACCCUCACAUUCCUCAGUACAUUUCAUCAGUUCCCUGGUAUAUCGACCCCUCAAAGCGACCCACACUCAGGCAUCAGAGGCCCCAGGAGGAAUAUGAAGAGCAGUUUUCAUCUAUUAAUGAGUGGUACAAGAGAGGCGUUCAGGAGAAAUCAGUCAACACCAAGUUCCGGAAGGGUUCAUGCGAGAACUGCGGAGCCCUGACCCACAAGAAGAAGGAUUGCCUUGAGCGGCCAAGGAAAGUGGGGGCCAAAUUCACUGGCUCAAGCAUUGCCCCAGAUGAACACGACCAGAUCACCCUGUCCAUGGAUUACGAUGGGAAACGGGACCGAUGGAAUGGGUAUGACCCAGAUGACCACAUGCGCAUUGUGGAAGAGUACGCCAAAGUUGACGUGGCAAAACGCACUCUUAAAGCACAGAAGUUGCAAGAGGAAUUGGCAUCAGGGAAGCUUGUGGACCAAACGGAGCGGGAACAUGACAGUGAGGAUGAGGACGAGGAUAAGUACGCUGAUGACAUUGACAUGCCCGGACAGAACUUCGACUCCAAGAGGCGCAUCACUGUCAGGAAUCUGAGGAUAAGAGAAGACAUUGCCAAGUACCUCAGAAACCUGGAUCCAAACUCGGCCUACUAUGACCCCAAGACUCGAGCCAUGAGGGAGAACCCCUAUUCCAACACCGGAAAGAACCCAGAGGAGGUCGGGUAUGCAGGCGAUAACUUUGCGCGCUACACUGGAGACACCAUCAACAUGGCCUCCACACAGUUGUUUGCCUGGGAGGCGUAUGACAAAGGCUCAGAGGUGCACCUGCAGGCAGACCCCACCAAGCUGGAGCUGCUGCAUCAGUCCUUCAAAGUCAAGAAGGAGGACUAUAAGGACAUGCAGAAGGAGACCAUCCUAGACAGGUAUGGGGGUCAAGAGCACUUGGAUGCUCCUCCCCGCGAGCUGCUGUUGGCCCAGACAGAGGAGUAUGUGGAGUACUCUCGUCAUGGGGCUGUGCUCAAAGGACAGGACAAGGCCAUCGCCCGCUCAAAGUACGAGGAGGAUGUGCUCCUCAACAACCACACAUGCAUCUGGGGUUCUUACUGGAAAGAUGGCUUCUGGGGCUAUAAAUGCUGCCACUCCGUGGUCAAGCAGAGCUAUUGCACAGGAGAAGCAGGAAAGAAAACAAUGAGCACCACCUGCGUCCCAUUCGAGGAAGGGCUUGAGAUUGCCGAAGAGGAGGAAGUGCCGAAGACUCUCCUAGAGCUUCACCAAGAGAAGAUGAAGGACAAGAAGAAGAAGAAGAAGAAGGACAAGAAGCACAGGAAGAGGGAUUCAGACAGCAGUGACGAAGAAGACGAGGCCACAAAGAGAGAGAAGCUCAAGAAGGCUCUGCUGGCUGAGGAGCAGAGGCAGAGGGAUAUGGCGGAGAUGAUGCUGCUGGAUGAGAGGAAGCGCCCCUACAGCAGCCUGACGGAGGUGAAGGAGCCCACUGAGGAGGAGAUGGAGGCCUUCAGGAUGAAACGGCCUCGAGAGGACGACCCCAUGGCUGCCUUCCUGUCCCAGUGAGCUCCUGUCUGCCGCCGCCACGCUGCCCUUCGACCUGCACUCCCCGCGGAGCUCACCUGAGAUGGACCACGCUUGAGCAGAACUCUCUGUCCUGUAUUGGGAGGGCUUUUAGUGCUACCAGCUGCUUGUCCUUACACAGUGGGGCAACGUUGUUGUCAGUCUUGCUUGAGCAGACCAACUUUGUUUUCAAGCCUUUUGUCAAGCUAAUGAAUGAUUGCCUAGUGCUUACCAGCCUCUCUCAAGAUGAUCGGUGGUUGACCAACAUGUUAUGGAUUCUUAAAGCUUGCCAGUAUGAACGCAUACAAUAAUACCUUCUGUCUCUGAGAAGAGGUAUUCUUCAUAUGUGUUGCAAGUCAAACCUAUCCAGUUUUGUACACUGGUCAGUCCAUAGCAAGAAAACACUGUCC